Paramacrobiotus metropolitanus is the source of this 2637-nucleotide messenger RNA. Its product is annotated as ATP-dependent RNA helicase DHX33-like. The record is from RefSeq and is a predicted model, not a curated record. Lineage: Eukaryota; Metazoa; Tardigrada; Eutardigrada; Parachela; Macrobiotidae. The transcript is spliced from 2 exons. Bases 396 to 2417 code for a protein of 673 amino acids. Gene Ontology annotation, cellular component: intracellular anatomical structure; nucleolus. Gene Ontology annotation, biological process: positive regulation of transcription by RNA polymerase I. Gene Ontology annotation, molecular function: ATP binding; RNA binding.
CGCAGCGUCUUUCAGCGGAUUAGUUUUUUCUGGUACUGUACUGGAAGAAAUCGCGAGAUUAAACGUUAACCACAUCAAGAAAUUUCUGGUUGGUUUUUAUUUGUUUAGAAAUUAGAGUUUCCAGCUUUUUCGUGGCAGUGCGGUUAUAAAAUUUUGAAGGACAGAAAGUUAGCAACAAGAUUAUGGAGUUGUAAACACUGUAGUUCGUCGCAUGCUUCGCUGAUCGGUCGACACUGUCUCCCGCAUUUCCGCGAAAGCGUCUCUUUAGCGUUGUUCCCAGCGUGUUGGCUGCCCGACUGAUUUAGUUCGUGACAUAGCGGUUCUUGUAUACGACAGUUUCUCGGCGACCCGUAUUCUGUAUUGGCUCCUGGAUCCAUCAGUGUGAGCUGUGAGCGAUGCGAAUGCUCAGCUCUCCGGUGCGCUCGCAGUCCAACGGUGAAUCCGCCGUUCUCCCGGUUCUACAGUACCAGCACCAUCUAGCCGAAGCCCUGCACCAGCAUGCCGCCGCCUCCACCGUCAUUAUCGUUAGCGAUACGGGUUCGGGCAAAACUACACAAAUCCCGCAGUUGCUGCUGCGCCGUGCGUUUGACGGGUUCUUCGAUCCGCAGCAGCACCGUCCGCGCUGCAUGGCCGUGACGCAGCCCCGCCGGGUGGCUGCCGUAUCCGUAGCGGCCCGUGUGGCUAAAGAGAUGCAGUGCGAUGUCGGCCAGUUGGUGGGGUAUGCGGUGCGCUUUGAGGAGUGCAGCAGUCGGGAGACGCAGAUCAAGUACAUGACGGAUGGGAUGUUGGUGCGGGAAGCCCAGGGUGACUGGAUGUUCAAGCAGUAUAAUCUGAUUAUUCUCGACGAAGUGCAUGAACGCUCGCUGGCCACGGACGUGCUGUUGGGGCUGGUGCGGAAGGCACAGGUGCGGCGGAGGAAAUUUGCGCAGCAAGAUAAGAGUUGUCUGCCGUUGAAGGUGAUUGUGAUGUCGGCGACGAUGGAGACGGAGAAAAUGCAGACCUUUUGGAAAGAUGCACCGGUGCUGUAUAUCCCGGGAAGGACGUUUCCAGUGGAGAUUAUGUACUCACCACAGUCCAUCGACGAUUACGUCCACGCGGCCAUUGUUUCCGUUUUCCAAAUUCACCGCGCAUCGCCGCCGGGCGGAAUCCUUGUCUUCUUGACCGGCCGCGAAGAGAUUGAAGAGUCCAUUACGCGCUGCCAACAGUUGACGAAGAGUCUUCCCGACACACUCCGUAAUAUCGCAUUCUUUCCUUUGUUCGCCAAUCUCCCCACCGACGUCCAGAUGGAAGCUAUGAAAAAAUCUUCACCCGGCAACCGGAAGGUGAUAUUCGCCACGAACGUUGCCGAGACGUCCGUCACUAUUCCCGGCGUCAAGUAUGUCAUCGAUAGUGGGCGGGUGAAGAGUAAAACCUUUUCUCCCGCCACGGGCAUGGAUCUCCUUAAAGUGCGGACCGUGGCCCAGGCCCAAGCCUGGCAGCGUUCAGGUCGUGCGGGACGAGAGCAGCCGGGGACAUGUUAUCGUCUAUAUACGGAAGACGAAUUCAGUCAAUGGCCAGAGCAGCCCGUACCGGAAAUUCUCCGGUGUAAUUUGUCCACGAUCCUCCUACAGAUGAUCUCGAUGGGCGUGGAUAAACCCUUGGCGUUCCCGUUUUACGACGCCCCCGAAGCGGCGAAUAUUCAGUGUGCGCUGGACCAAUUGGGAUGGUUGGGCGCGAUUGAGAGCAGUCAGGAACCGGUGGCGACAACAGAGGCGGGUAAAAUUAUGGCAGGUUUCCCGCUGGAUCCGCGGUACUCCCGAUGCAUCCUACGUGCUCAAGUGCAUCAAUGCACGGAAGAAGUGUGUACAAUUAUCGCCAUGUUAUCCUCAGAUUCACCGUUCAUUAGUCUCAUGCAUAAGCGCAAAGAAGCUGCCGCCGUCCAUGAGAAAUUUUUGAGUAAUGAGGGUGAUCAUCUGUCCCUGCUGAAUGUCUGGCGGCGGUUUAAAGAUGAAAAGCAAGCCCAGAUGUGGUGCCAUGCUAACUAUUUAAACCGGAAGAAUCUCAUCAAGGCCGAACAAAUUCGCAAGCAACUGGUGGAGGUGUUGAAUCGACAGGAAAUUCCCAUGGUGUCCUGUGGAUUGUCGACAACCGCGGUGAGAAAGGCACUAUGUGAAGGAAUGUUCAUGUGUGCCGCGGAAAGACAGCCGGAUGGGACAUACUUGACGCUUGAUACGAAAAGAACAGUGGCACUGCAUCCGUCGUCCAGUCUGUUUAAAACGAGACCGGGUUGUGUCGUGUACAAUGAACUGGUGCAGACGACGAAGACGUUCAUUCGGGAUUUGUGUUUGGUGGAACGUGACUGGUUGGAUAAUGUCGGGAAAAAUUAUUAUAUGGAGAUGCGGCAGAAAAUGACACGCAUUUCAACGAAACAUUCUUAAAAUUGGAAUAAUUUUUAUAAUUUGUAAUUUUUCAAGUUAGUGCCUGUUAGCUUCAUGAAUUGCAAAGCUAUAAUUCUGUGAUUGCAUGAACAAAGCCUGUUCAGUGUUGGGUUGGUGUAUUUGUGCUGCUCAAGUUUCACUGUGUGCCUCAAAGUAGCAAAAAAUAACGCCUUUCAGUAUUUUGUCAAUAAUGUGAAAAUUAUGGAGAAUGAAGUUACGA